AUGGAUAAGCAACUGGAAGGUACAAAAAUAUUGGAAGUAGCGGGCGGUGAUCAGUGGCCACAACAGAAACGUAACACUAAGAAUAAAGGAGUAGUAAUCAGCUCGCUGAAUGAUUUAAAAAUGGUUUUCCACAAUUUGCUGUAUCAGAAAGACAAUAAAGCAGUUGACCAGGCAUUCCAAAAAUUAGAGCAAAAGACACAUUUAAAUCGAGAAAAGAUAGCCUAUGCUGUUAUUGGCCUUGUUGGAUUGUACAUGGUGUUUGGAGCAUUCGCUAGAUUGAUGUGUAAUCUUAUCGGUUUCGCAUAUCCGGCAUAUACUUCUGUCAAGGCCAUUCGAACUUCUCAAAAAGAUGAUGAUACUCACUGGCUUAUUUAUUGGACAGUAUUCGCAGCUUUUUCAUUGAUUGAUUUCUUUGCCGAAUUAAUAUUGUACUAUUUUCCUGUUUAUUGGAUCCUCAAGGCAUUAUUCAUGCUCUACCUGUAUCUACCACAGACCUAUGGUGCGUUAGUUGUGUAUGAUCGAUUUCUGGAUCCAGCGAUAACAAAAGUAGAUGCUUUGAUAAAGCAAUACAUGGCAGAGAAAAAAGAGUAA
Molecule: messenger RNA, 591 nt
Organism: Cercopithifilaria johnstoni
Lineage: Eukaryota; Metazoa; Nematoda; Chromadorea; Rhabditida; Onchocercidae
Source: the annotation of a GenBank genome assembly